AUGAAAUAAUUUAUAAGAUAUAGAUUUAGUUCAAUCCUAGGUGUAGUAGGUGCUGGAUAAAUGGGAACAGGAAUUGCCAUAGUUGGUAGUGCUGUUGCAGGAUUAAAAGUUAGAGUUGUUGAUGUAAAUGAAUAAAGGUGUAAUAUAAUAUUUAUUAUUGAUUCUAGAUUAUAAGCUAGUCAUACAUUUAUAGAUAAGUGGUGUGACAAAGAAAUUCAAAAAAAUAGAAUGACUAAUCAACUUAAAACUGAUGUAUUAUCAAGAUUUUCUUUUCAUUUGAAAAUUUCUGAUUUAUCAUGUUGUGAUUUCGUUGUUGAAGCUGCUCCUGAGAAAUUCGAAAUGAAAGCUGAAAUAUUUAAAUAACUAGUUUAAGUGACUAAUCCUGAAACCAUUUUGGCUAGCAACACUUCCUCUAUUUCCAUUACUAAAUUAGCUGGAUUAACUAAUAGAGCUGAUCGUAUUAUUGGAAUGCAUUUUAUGAAUCCUGUCCCUGUUAUGAAAUUGAUUGAAGUUAUCAAAGGAAUAUAAACAUCCCAAGAAACAUUAGAUAAAACAUUAGAGUAUUAUAAUUAAUCAUAUUAUAGAUUGGCAAAUAAAAUGAAAAAAGAAAUUGUUAUUGCAUAAGAUAUUCCAGGCUUUAUUGCAAAUAGAAUUCUUAUGCCAUACAUAAAUGAAGCCAUCUAAACCUUAUAUGAAGGUAUUGGAACUGUUGAAGGAAUUGAUAAAGCUAUGAAAUUAGGUACUAAUGUUCCCAUGGGUAUAAUUUCUAUAUCAAUCUUUAGGACCACUAACUUUAGCUGAUUUUAUAGGAUUAGAUACAUGUCUUGAAAUUAUGAAAGUACUUCAUUAAGAUCUUGGUGAUUCUAAAUAUAGACCUUGUCCAUUAUUAGUCAAUUAUGUUAAUGCAGGUUGGUUGGGUAAAAAAUCUGGUAGAGGAUUCUAUAAAUAUUGAGUUAAUAAUCAAUUUUAAUAUAUUUAUCAAAAUAUCUC
Paramecium sonneborni is the source of this 990-nucleotide messenger RNA. The record is from the annotation of a GenBank genome assembly. Lineage: Eukaryota; Ciliophora; Oligohymenophorea; Peniculida; Parameciidae.